This is a messenger RNA of Striga hermonthica, 801 nucleotides long. The record is from the annotation of a GenBank genome assembly. Lineage: Eukaryota; Viridiplantae; Streptophyta; Magnoliopsida; Lamiales; Orobanchaceae.
AUGAACCACCUACGCUGGACUCGGGCCAUGAUCCCGCCGGGCCACCAUUUCCUUCCGAGCGACGGCGAGCUCAUCGAAUUCUACCUCCUUCAGUGGUCAAAGGGCCUCCCUCUUCCGGUCAACGACCUCAUACUUGAGGCCGACGUCUACGGGCCCCACGCUGACCCCCGCCUCAUUUUUCCCGACACCACCGACCCCCGCUGGGACUUCGUCUCCGAAAAACCCUUCCCAGACGGGACAAUUAUGGUCACGCGCGUGGCUUACGUGCUCACCAAGCUUUCAAAGAUCAACAGCGGCAAAACCCGCAUCGCGAGGCGGGCCGGGCCCGGCACUUGGAGCGGCCAGACGUCCCGGGAGAUACACGACGAACAACAGCUGCUAAUCGGCCACAUGAAGAUGUUCACGUACGAGCCUGAUUGUCGGGAAAGACGAAAAGCCGAUGAUCAUUGGAUCAUGCACGAGUACUCGUUGGCCGGGCCGUGUUUAGACAAUGAGCAGUUGAAGCACACUGAGUACGUGAUUUGUAAGAUCACUCGGGUAUCCAAGGAAACGAAGAAGAUUAAUCGCGUCUCGACAAAUCGAGAACAGGUCGAGAAAAGGGAAUUUAACGGUGUUUGCCACAAGAAGCAGAGGAUGAGUAGCGACGUGGAUGAGAAUAAUACGGCAGCUAUUGUUAAUUUGCCGUUUGACGAUGCUGCGGUGAUGGAGAAGUUGCUGGCGGAUAUGCCUGAGUUGAGUCCCGAUUCGAUCGCGUUGACUGAGGAGGACUUUUGCAUAUUGGACAACUUCGUUUGGGCAUAG